Suillus clintonianus is the source of this 228-nucleotide messenger RNA. RefSeq lists its product as uncharacterized. The transcript is spliced from 2 exons. Bases 1 to 228 code for a protein of 75 amino acids. The record is from RefSeq and is a predicted model, not a curated record. Lineage: Eukaryota; Fungi; Basidiomycota; Agaricomycetes; Boletales; Suillaceae.
AUGCGUGCAAACGAUUCCGGGUAUUCGGAAUUUUGGACAUUGGAAUCCUCAUUUUGUAACCGUGCCCUGAAUACUGUUGUUGAAAGCAAACUCCUUGCUGUGUAUUUCCCUAUCGUCAACGGCCAGGUCUUGAUCACUGUUCCUGAGGACACGAUGACUCGCGACAACGCUAUCGUUGUCUUGUUUGGUGACUCUGGAAGCACUUCUCCCGAGUUAAUCAUCGUCUGA